AGACGCUGCGUUUUGCUUCAAGCCGUUAGUGGUCUUUCGAUCGUGCAACGAUGCCUCCUAAAGCGAGUGGUAAAGCCGUAAAGAAGGCCGGCAAGGCUCAGAAGAAUAUCAGCAAGACUGACAAGAAAAAGAAGAGGAAGAGGAAGGAGAGCUAUGCUAUCUACAUCUACAAAGUACUGAAACAAGUACAUCCCGAUACUGGAAUCUCUAGUAAAGCCAUGAGCAUUAUGAACAGCUUCGUAAACGAUGUGUUUGAACGAAUUGCCGCGGAAGCCUCAAGAUUGGCGCAUUACAACAAGCGAUCGACCAUCACCUCCCGGGAGAUACAAACUGCCGUAAGGCUUCUCUUACCCGGAGAAUUGGCUAAGCACGCGGUCAGUGAAGGUACAAAGGCAGUGACUAAAUACACUAGUUCCAAGUAAAUUGGGAUUCAUUCCGAGCAUA
Linepithema humile (Argentine ant) is the source of this 444-nucleotide messenger RNA. RefSeq names its product histone H2B. NCBI's taxonomy places the organism in Eukaryota, Metazoa, Arthropoda, Insecta, Hymenoptera, Formicidae. The record is from RefSeq and is a predicted model, not a curated record. Gene Ontology annotation, molecular function: protein heterodimerization activity; DNA binding; structural constituent of chromatin. Gene Ontology annotation, cellular component: nucleosome.